Pseudocercospora fijiensis CIRAD86 is the source of this 225-nucleotide messenger RNA. RefSeq lists its product as uncharacterized. The record is from RefSeq and is a predicted model, not a curated record. The transcript is spliced from 4 exons. Bases 1 to 225 code for a protein of 74 amino acids. NCBI's taxonomy places the organism in Eukaryota, Fungi, Ascomycota, Dothideomycetes, Mycosphaerellales, Mycosphaerellaceae.
AUGGUCCGCACCCUGUCGCGUCGGAAAAAUGGCCUGCGGUGUGGCCACGCGACUUGGAGCCCAUACUCGACUUCUGCAUUUCGUGCUCUUGCUGGCCCCGCUGUGCAACGUGAACGUGGACGUGAACUCUCUCCCGCCAUUCGAGCUGGGCGACGCUUUGGUGCGCAACUUGCAAACAUCGAUGCGACGUGCCUACUGGCGGGCGGACUGAAGGAGCUGAGCUGA